Centropristis striata (black sea bass) is the source of this 3138-nucleotide messenger RNA. RefSeq names its product leptin receptor gene-related protein. Gene Ontology annotation, biological process: late endosome to vacuole transport via multivesicular body sorting pathway; negative regulation of growth hormone receptor signaling pathway. The transcript is spliced from 4 exons. Lineage: Eukaryota; Metazoa; Chordata; Actinopteri; Perciformes; Serranidae. The record is from RefSeq and is a predicted model, not a curated record. Gene Ontology annotation, cellular component: endosome. The coding region runs from base 112 to 507 and encodes 131 amino acids.
AAAACCCCAUGAAGGAAGCAGGAAGUUCGUCUAGCAAGAAGCCUGAGCACAUAAACAAUAAACAAAGAACACAGCAGAAAAGCUCAGAGAAGCUUUCUCACGUUUAUCAUAAUGGCUGGCAUUAAAGCACUGGUUGGUUUGUCCUUCAGUGGUGCCAUUGGACUCACAUUUCUUCUUCUGGGCUGUGCACUGGAACAGUACGGGGUAUACUGGCCACUGUUUGUCCUGAUUUUCUACAUAUUAAGCCCCAUCCCGACCUUCAUAUCGAGACGCCUCAACGAUGACAGCGACUCCUCCAGCAACGCCUGCAGAGAGCUGGCUUACUUCUUAACAACUGGCAUCGUGGUUUCAUCUUUUGGGCUUCCCAUCGUGCUAGCCCGCACUAACACAAUCCAGUGGGGGGCCUGUGGUCUGGUGAUGACAGGAAAUGCUGUCAUCUUCCUCACCAUCCUCGGCUUCUUUGUCGUGUUCGGAGGUGGGGACGACUUCAGCUGGGAGCAGUGGUAGAGAGCCUGCAGAGAGUGAACAGACAGAAAGAUGGACGGAUGAUUGGAAGAAUGGAUGGAUGGAUGGAUGGGUGGAUGGGUGGGUAGGCGGAUAAUUGAAUGGAUUGACUGCAGACUUGGGGCACAUGUGUCCUGCACUCAAUACUCAGUGUAGGCUGCAAAAUGUCAAAGUUACUGGGCAUGUUUUCAGGCCGAUUUUUUUAUAUUCUCUGGUAUAAGGGUUGGAGACAACACUGUGUACCCUAUUACUGUGCCUUAUGUCUGGGACCAGAGAGACACUGAUGCCUAUCCACCUUAACCCAUGUAUUUUUAGCUUGUCUCGCCUUUGUUUCGACUCCCAAAAUCACCCUGCUCUUUGCAGCCGCCGGCUAUUUCAUUAUGCUUCAGUUAAUCAAUAUCAUAAAGGGAUCCUAACUUUAUUAUAACACUGCAACCCUCACUGCGUUAUCUGUCCUCAUUGUUCCAUGAGGAUAGAGUCCCAAGUGGCUAUACUGAAUUAUGGCUUGCUUAUUAUGAGCACUGUUUGCUAUUUAAAGUGUGAAGGCAGGGCAAGUUAUCUUAACCCAUGCUAUCUGACAACUAUUUGUAGGACCCUAAUCAGGUAAAGAUAUAUUUGUAUGGAGUAUGUGGUUUGUUUGUUUUUUUGGUUUGUUUGUUUUCAUUUUGCUACAAGACUUUAAAGCCUAUACUUUUUUGGUGCAAUUGUUUACAUACUCACCAAAGAUCAUUUAAGAGUGCAAAAAUGGAGCAUAUUCACCUCAUGGACUGUGAUUUUUUUUGAUCUGUGCUAUGCAGCAAUGUGAUCCUCAAAAGCCAGCUGAGGCAUUUGGAGAAAGCACUGUGUAGUUAAAAAGAUCAUUCAUCUAUUGCCGUGUUUCUACUGCACAGUACAACUCUGCUUGACUUGAAUCUCUAUAACAGAACUAACAGAAUGCUGCAUAUCAAUGCAGAAUCUGGAAGCGACAGUAAAAAAAGUUGGUAUUGGAAAUUUUCAGAUUUCCGUUUGUAGUCCGAGUUGGAACAACCAAUCACAUUUAAGUGGGCUUGCCGGUAUACAGUCCAUUUGAAGAGCAAAAGAGGCAGAACAUAUUGGCCAGAAGGCAAUCUCAGAAGCCAUUUGCUAUCGUCUGACAAAAGUUUUGCUUUUUAUUUGCUUUUUUAAAAAUUGGUCUGCAUUCACAUGCAAAUAUCUGUCAGUAGAGAUGUUCCUAAAUGUGGUCAGGACCUAAAACACGUUCCAAAAGUUUAGAUGAAGCUGCUAAUCGGACAAUGAUCAAUUACAGGAAAACAGUAAGCCUUGGCCCACAUAUCCAUUUUCUGGAUAUCCAAUGGCUACAUCCCAACCCCAGAAAUAUUGGGGAUAACGAUAGCCGAGUUCCAAGAUUGUGCGUAACUCGACUUGUCUCACCUAUGGUACCAGGUCCUUUAGUCUAUUUCCACUAGGGUUGUCACGAUACUAAAAUUUUCAACUUGAUACCGAUACUCAGGAACAUAUUCAAUACUCGAUACCAUUUUCGAUACCACAAGGAUAAAAACAAAGACCCCAAAAUUUAACAGAAAUAUUUUUAUUAACAAGAAAAAUGCAACAUGCAAAAAAUCAACAGAACCACAGGUUAAAUAUUUAUAAUAAAAACAGUUAUUGCAACUAUGAUAACAAGCUUCAGAUACUCUUAAAAAAGGAUAUUUGUAUCUGGAUACAACAUUUUAGUAUCGAUUCUUUUUUGAGUAUCGAUACUUUUGACAACCCUAAUUUCCACGCCGCCACGUGAAACUGCCGUGACAUCAUCCUAAACACAACACGCGCUGAAUCCUUUAAUCGGCAGCCAAACACAGGAAAGCCUGCAUGUCAAUUGUAUUGUAUGUUUUAACUCCACCUUGUAGUAUCAGCUCAGCUCGCCUACAACCUCGAACAAGGUGGUACUAAAAAAGUACCAGUUACCAGGUAGCAACCACAAGUUUUGCUAGUGAAAAACCAAAAACAGAACGAGUCGAGUAGAGUAAAGCCGCGAUGUACCAUGCAGUGGAAAUGCGCCAGAGAAAGCACCCUAACCAUUUUAUAUUCCUGCAGACAACAAAGAAUUUCAUACUGCUGACAGGAGCAUGAUACUAAGUUGCAAAUAAUAUUUUUACAUGUUGAAUGGUAAAUACAGUAGAGGUGUUUGGCUUUAUCUGCAAACUCAUUCAUAAGUGCCUGUCAUUCACAGUGUAUAUUUUAAUUAAUAGACAAAUCACUGUGAUUCUCUUUUGAGUCAGGUUUUUGUGUUUCAUCAUCAGGGGCUGUUGACAUGUGUUAUUGUAAAUCAAUAUUACAUCAUUAUGUUGUAUCUCAUCACUGUCAGUAACUGGCUGUUAAUGUGGUUAUGAAGUUUGUAAGCGCAGCCCACUUCAUAGACUAUCACACACAGUUAUAAUGUCCUGUACAAUUUCUCGGUUUUCCUAAUUCCUUAACUGCUUCUCAAGGUGAAUAUUAUACUGUAAGUAUCAUAACUGACAAUAACAGAACCUUUUUCCCUCUAUUGGGAGUCCCAUACCCACACUAACGAGUGCUGAAGAGCUCUCAAAUGUUAUUUUAUAAGCUCCUGACUGCAUUUUGUUUUCUAACAUUGAUUAAAACUCUCUGUAUUGUGAAAAA